AUGCUCAAUGAGACGACUUGCGUCUAUUCGCUGAACACUCCUCAAACCUUUUUCGAAGUCUCCAAACAGUGUGCGGCUCAAGCGUAUUGGGCCUACCCGGUGAGAAUCAGAAACGCCCUUGAGAACAAAUUUCUGCAGAGUCUUGCUCAAACUCAAUUCAACAAUGUACCCCCAUUCAUCAGUAUUUGGAAGAAAGCUGGUGACAAUUGGACAUAUUAUGAUGGAACCUCACCGCUUCUCUAUCAGAAUUGGGCACCUGGCGAGCCCAGCUCUACGACGAAUCGGGACCUCUGUGCUGUCAUGAGCCCAACAACUGGCUUGUGGAAGUCGAGUGAAUGCACGUUGACUAAACCCUACUUUUGUACUGUUGAGAUCAGAGAUUCUCAAUGUGACCCUGGAUGGAUCUACAAUGAUAGCUUCGAUUUUUGCUAUUAUUUACAGAAUUUCACAAUGGAGGGUCAAGACUGGAAAACGUGGGGACCCUAUGAGACGGAGCCAGCCUGUCAAGCAAUGAGUCCAUAUUCCCAUCUUGUAUCGAUUCACUCAAAAGCUGAAGAUGACUUUGUUUACAGCUUGGCUCGGACGUUUACUUUCAUUAAUACCCCACCACAAUAUUCUCCGGAGAGCAAUCCCUGCCAUUAUCAAGGAGUGAGCAUCGGAUUGCUGGGAAGUGCUGUGUUGGGCGGUGCCUGGACUGAUGGAACAAAGAUUGACUAUCUGGGGCAGAUGGACUCACCGGGAGAUUCUGCAAAUUGGAUGAUGCAAAAUGAUGAUUCUUGUUCGGAGAAGCAAUGGCACGCUCACGGUACAAGCCUCGUUUGGUGUCGAUUUAUCUGCAAAAUGCCUUCUAACAAGCAAUUAAGUCGCAUUUUGGGAAUUAAUAAACAG
Molecule: messenger RNA, 888 nt
Organism: Mesorhabditis belari
Lineage: Eukaryota; Metazoa; Nematoda; Chromadorea; Rhabditida; Rhabditidae
Source: the annotation of a GenBank genome assembly